Messenger RNA from Sardina pilchardus (European sardine), 3153 nucleotides. RefSeq names its product calsyntenin-2-like. Lineage: Eukaryota; Metazoa; Chordata; Actinopteri; Clupeiformes; Clupeidae. Gene Ontology annotation, biological process: homophilic cell-cell adhesion; positive regulation of synapse assembly; positive regulation of synaptic transmission. Gene Ontology annotation, cellular component: postsynaptic membrane; cell surface. The record is from RefSeq and is a predicted model, not a curated record. Gene Ontology annotation, molecular function: X11-like protein binding; calcium ion binding; kinesin binding. The coding region runs from base 52 to 2880 and encodes 942 amino acids. The transcript is spliced from 17 exons.
AGCGACGGACUGGAUCGAGGUCAUAAUUCGGCGCUGAUACCCAACACGAGGAUGGGGAAAAUCGUGCCUCUACUUUUCCUUGCGCUUGGACUACACACCAUCAUCGCGGAGAAAGUAAAUAAGCACAAACCGUGGAUUGAGACAUCCUACCAUGGAGUGAUCGCAGAGAACUCUGAUGUCGUUGUGCUGGACCCUCCACUCGUUGCUCUGGACAAGGACGCCCCUAUCCCCUUUGCAGGAGAGAUCUGCGGGUUCCGUAUCCACGGCCUGGAUGUUCCGUUCGAGGCGGUGGUUCUGAACGAGACGUCGGGGGAGGGACAGCUGCGGGCACGGGAGCCAAUCGACUGUGAGCGCCAGAAGGAGUUCUCCUUCCUCAUCCAGGCCCAUGACUGCGGAGCUGGACCAGGCGGCCCCAUCGGCAAGAAGUCUCACAAAGCGGUGGUUCACGUGCAGGUAGAUGACGUUAACGAGUUCUCUCCCGUGUUCUCGCUGUCGGAGUACCGCGCUGACGUCAUCGAGGGGCGUGUCUAUGACGUCAUCCUGCAGGUGCAGGCCUCGGACCAGGACUGCUCCCCUCAGUACAACCAGAUCUGCAACUACCACAUCGUCACCAAGGACACCCCCUUCGCCAUAGACCGCAAUGGGAAUAUCCGUAACACAGAGCGCCUGAGCUUUGAGGAUCAGGCCGAGUACGAGCUGCAGGUGACGGCCUUCGACUGUGGCCAGAGGGAGGCGUCUCAGAGCACCACCGUCCACAUCAGCGUUAAGCCUGUCUGCAAGCCUGGAUGGCAGGGAUGGAGUAAGCGUGUUGAGUAUGAGCCCAGCGUUGGCAGCAAGCCGCUCUUUCCCAGCAUGCACCUGGAGACGUGUGGCUGGGCCCUGUCCUCCGUGCGCCUCAUGGUGGAGCUGCAGACGACGCACGUCGGGAAGGGCUGCGACCGCCAGGCCUCCUCCGAGAAGGCCCUGCAGAGACUCUGUGGGGCAUCCUCAGGCAGCGCAGACUUGCUCCCCGCCCCAACUCGGUCCACCAAUUGGACAUCAGCGCUGGUGACAGAGGGGGGUCGGGACGGUGACCUCAUCUUCCACUUUGAUGGGAGGCAGGCAGCAAAGGUCCCUGAUUGGGUGGCGCUGGGCAACCUGACGGACCAGUUCACCAUCGCCACCUGGAUGAAGCACGGGCCCAGCCCUGGCCAGCGUGCGGACAAGGAGACACUGCUGUGCAGCUCAGACAAAACAGAGAUGAACAGACAUCACUACUCUCUGUAUGUGCAUAACUGUCGUCUGGUGUUUCUGCUACGGAGAGCUGACAGCCUCACAGACUCCUUCAGACCAGCAGAGUUUCACUGGAAGCUGGAACAGAUCUGUGAUAAAGAGUGGCAUUAUUAUGUCAUUAAUGUGGAGUUUCCCAUGGUGACGCUCUACGUGGAUGGAGUGACCUAUGACCCAUACCUGGUGACAGACGAUUGGCCCAUUCAUUCAUCUCACAUAGAUGUUCAACUGACUGUGGGAGCCUGCUGGCAAGGUGGGGAGGUCAGUAAGAGGAAGUUUACGCAGUACUUCAGGGGCAGCCUAUCUGGCCUGACCCUCCAUCCAGGAAAGAUUGAGACGCACAAGGUCAUCUCCUGCCUGCAGGCCUGCAAAGAGGGACUAGACAUCAGCUCUCUCCAGAGCCUGGGCAGAGGCCUUAAGUUCCACCUGAACCCGUCCCAGUCUCUGUUGGUGAUGGACGGGGAGGACGUGCAGCGCGUGAGCGCCGCCCUGAGGAAGGUCUCGUACAUCAACGCGCGCCAGUUCCCCACCGCCGGCACACGCCGCCUCAGACUCGCCUCCUCAGUGCAAUGUUUUAGUGAGGAUGAGUGCAUCUCUAUUCCGGAUGUUGAGGCGGUUGUCAUGGUGAUGCCACCCAGUGAGCCCCGCAUCAGCAUCACAGGGGCGGAGCAUGUGACUAGCCCCGCCUCUGACGUGAAGGCUGGGUUGAGGCUGUUACCUGACCUGCGUGUUACCAGUACUGUAACCACCGACAACAAGCCUAGCAACAGCGCUGCUUAUGGCCACAGGACUGGUGUUUUGGAGGAGAAUCUUCAUAAUCUGGACUACUGUGAUAUUCUGGUCCUGGGGGAGGAGUUUAAGGCGGGGCAAGAAAGUCUUCUGCUGCAAAAGAGUUCUCUGUUGGGCACACACCUGGAUUAUACCAACUCCACCACGGGGAUGUCCAUAUAUGGUGUGGACUCCAUGGUUAACUAUGCAGCGGUGAUGAGACAGGUGCGCUACCAGAACCUGCAGCCAGAGAUCUCUGUGCGGAACUUCCGCCUCUCGUGCUCCGAACUCAAUGGCCAGUUCACCUCCAACCAGUUCAACCUAGAGAUCAAUGUCCUGCACAGCUCAGCGGCCGCUGAACACGUCAAUCACAUGAUGGCGCCACACAAAUUUACACCGGUGGUCCACCAUCCACUUAUGCUCCGUGCUGCUGAAAACCCAGGCGUGCCGAGUCUAGCGGGUGUAGUGUUGGUGGUGUGUGUGGUGGUGCUGGCGGUGGUGGUGGUGGUGGGGGCCUACAGAAUCCAUGUCACACUCCGUCAGGACCAAAACAGCACGCACACACUCACACACACGGGCCAGCUCUGGGACGAGUCCGCUCUCACCAUCACAGUGAACCCCAUGGAGAGUUUUCAAGAUGCUCUGGCUGCAGUAGGAGAAGUCACUGAGGAUGAGGAGGAAGAUGACGAAGAAGAAGAUGAUGAUGAUGACGACGACUACGAAGAUGAUGACAUCACGAGUGCAGAGUCUGACAGCGACGGGGAAGAUGAGGAUUUACCCAACAUGCAACAGGAGAGCAGAAGGAGGGCCCAGCAAGACUGGGACAACAUGUCACCUUUCUGAACACACACAUACACACAUGCACACAAACACACAAACACAGAGAGACAUGUUAAUGCUCAUAGAACACACACGCGCGCACACACACACACACACACACACACACACACUAUGAUUAUAACUACCAGCCUGUGUAUCUUCAUUGUGACGCUCCUAUAAAGUGACUGACCACAGGGUGAACCACCCCUCUUCGUCUUUUCUCCCUCCCUCGCCUCUCUCUCUCUCUCUCUCUCUCUCUCUCUCUCUCUCUCUCUCUCUCUCUCUCUCUCUCUCUCU